AAAUAUUGUUUGCAAAUUACAAGAAUUAAAAGCCAAGAAUAUAAUAUCUCAAAUGGCAUCCCUUAUCCACUCUCUUUUGCUUUGUGUUAUUGUUUUAUCGGCUUCCUUAAGCCAUAGCCAUGCACAACUAACUCAAGACUUUUACAACAAUGUCUGCCCCAAGGCCUUGUCCACCAUUAAAUCCAUCGUUUCGAAGGCCAUCAAGCGCGAGCCUCGCAUGGGUGCUUCACUAUUACGUCUCCAUUUUCAUGAUUGUUUUGUCAACGGCUGUGAUGGGUCGGUCUUGUUGGAUGAUACUACCAACUUCACUGGAGAAAAGACUGCACCUGCUAAUGCUAACUCGAUUAGAGGAUUUGAAGUUGUGGAUCAAAUUAAGACACAAGUGGAUCGAGUUUGCAAAGGGAAUGUCGUGUCUUGUGCUGACAUCUUAGCCAUUGCUGCUCGUGACUCCGUUUCUAUUCUAGGAGGGCCAAAGUACAAGGUACUAGUAGGAAGAAGAGACGCAAGAACAGCGAGUUUUGACAAUGCCCGUAGAAAUCUCCCUCCACCCUUUUUCAGCUUCACACAACUUCUUUCCAACUUCCAGUCUCAUGGCCUCGACCUCAAGGACCUCGUUGUCUUGUCGGCUGGCCACACUCUAGGGGUCGCCCGGUGCAGCACUUUUCGAACUAGGAUAUAUAAUGACACGAACAUCGAUACAAAAUUUGCAACAACGUUGCAGAGGAACUGCCCACAGAGCGGUGGGGAUGACAAUUUGAAAGGCCUUGACAAGACUCCAAACUUCUUUGACAAUGCCUACUUCAAGGCUUUGUUGACAAACAAGGGCCUUCUCCAUUCUGACCAGGAACUGUUUGGUGGUGGCAAUAGUGAUAGCGAUGAUUUGGUGAAGUAUUAUAGUAGAUAUCCAUCUGCCUUUAGAAAUGAUUUUGGUUCUUCUAUGAUCAAGAUGGGUAAUAUGAAUCCACUCACAGGAACUGAUGGAGAAAUCAGAGCCAAUUGUAGGCUUGUUAAUUAAUUGAUAACAGUUUGUGUUUUUGGAUUUGGAUUUGGGUUUGCUUUGAAAUUGGAUUUGGAUUUGGAUUUUGAUUUUGAUUUGAUUUAUGUUGUGUGACAUUUGAGUUUCAAAAGUGUAUAAAGUUUGUUGAUGUUUAUUUUCACCGCCCUUAAAAUGUCA
This is a messenger RNA of Cucumis melo (muskmelon), 1174 nucleotides long. RefSeq names its product cationic peroxidase 1-like. NCBI's taxonomy places the organism in Eukaryota, Viridiplantae, Streptophyta, Magnoliopsida, Cucurbitales, Cucurbitaceae. The transcript has 3 exons. Gene Ontology annotation, biological process: response to oxidative stress; hydrogen peroxide catabolic process. Gene Ontology annotation, molecular function: heme binding; peroxidase activity. The coding region runs from base 53 to 1015 and encodes 320 amino acids. The record is from RefSeq and is a predicted model, not a curated record.